Saccostrea cuccullata (small rock oyster) is the source of this 2166-nucleotide messenger RNA. RefSeq lists its product as uncharacterized. The record is from RefSeq and is a predicted model, not a curated record. Gene Ontology annotation, biological process: DNA replication. NCBI's taxonomy places the organism in Eukaryota, Metazoa, Mollusca, Bivalvia, Ostreida, Ostreidae. Gene Ontology annotation, molecular function: DNA-directed DNA polymerase activity; DNA binding; nucleotide binding. The transcript has a single exon. The coding region runs from base 1 to 2166 and encodes 721 amino acids.
AUGAUGAAGUACUGUCGAAGCGAUGUUGACAUUCUCCGACGAGCAUGUCUAAAAUUCAAAAAUCUUUUGCUAGAGGCGACACAGAAGGAUGGGGGUCCAGGUGUUGAUGCGUUUUCAUCCACUACCAUUGCCUCUCUUUGUAUGAAUGUAUUCAAACUCAAAUUCCUUCCAGAAGAUUGGAAGAUUUGGGUCAGAGAAAAUAAUGAAGAGCGAGAAUUAGACGCAAAAACCCUGAAUGGACAUAUGACUGUAUAUCAUCAAAAUCAAUGGAAGACCUGGUCAGAAUUCAAAGCCCUUAACCUCGAGAAAAUCAAAGAAGUGUUUAUCAAGUCCCCGAUUGCUCGUCCUCCCUCGAAUGGAUACCAUUCUCGACUUAAAUUUAGUAAAAAGUCAAUUAGUUGGUUAGAAUUAAUCAAACAUCGCAAACGUAUCAAAGGACACUCCAUUGAAAUUCAACAUGCACUAAACGGAUUUGGAGAGUACAAAGUUCCCGGAACUCGUUACUUUUUAGACGGUUACUCACCACCCGAUUUAGAAAACCCCAGAGGCAUCGCUUACGAAUUUAACGGAUGCCUUUAUCAUGGCUGUCCUGUCUGCUUCAAAAAUAAAGAAGAUGUUCUCCUUCCAAACUCGGAACAAACGGCAUCGGAACUCUUAUCUUUGACACGUCACAAGGAGAGAAAACUUAAAGAACUUGGUUUUAAAGUCCUCAGCAUCUGGGAACAUGAAUUCGACGCUUGGUUGGAAAUGGAUAGUGAGGCCCGAUCGUUUGUCGAUACUUUUGAUGUAGUAGAUCGCCUUGAUCCUAGGGAUAGUCUAAUGGGUGGGCGCACUAAUGGCUGUGUGCUCUACAAGAGGGCGAAUCAGGGUACUAAAAUAAAAUACGUUGAUUUUACAUCCCUAUAUCCUUAUGUCAACAAGACGUGUCGUUAUCCGAUAGGUCACCCAGUGAUUAUAUCAAAUGAUUUCAGCGACAUCUCAUCUUAUUUCGGAUUAGCUAAAGUGAAGGUUUUACCACCUCGUGGGCUCUUUCACCCUGUAUUGGGAUAUCGUACGGGAGGUAAAUUGACUUUUCCUCUCUGUCGGACGUGUGUGGAAUUACAAAAUCAGGAGACAUGUACCUGUUCCGAUGAUCAGAGAGCGUUGACAGGAACGUACUGCACACCCGAGCUCCAAAAAGCCGUUCAGAAGGGAUAUAUUAUUCUAAAGAUCUAUGAAGUUUACCACUGGUCGGAGACGACUCAGUACGAUCCCGCUACUAAGACCGGUGGUCUCUUUGCUGAAUACAUUAAUUUAUUUCUAAAGAUCAAACAGGAGGCUAGCGGGCGACCCCACUGGGUCAAUACAGAAGAAGAUUUACAGAAAUAUAUUGAAAUGUAUGAACAGAGAGAAGGUAUUCGUCUAGACCCUAGUAAUAUCGAGUACAAUGCAGGUCUUAGAAGUCUCGCCAAACUACUCUUAAAUAGCUUUUGGGGAAAAUUCGGCCAACACCUCAAUCUCACUAAAAACCAAUUCCUGCACGAUAGUCAGGCUCAUGUCUUGUUCCAGCAGAUGGCCAAUCCGACUGUUGAGAUAGUAGAUUUUAAUAUCGUAGACGAGGAGAACCUCCUGUUAUCUACCAAACGGACAUCUGAAGAGAUGUGCCAGCCUGGUCAUACAAAUGUGUUUCUGGCUUCUUUUACAACAUGUUGGGCAAGACUGAAGCUGUACGAAUUAUUGGAUCAGUUACAGACCCGAGUUUUGUAUUGGGACACUGAUUCCGUUAUCUACACUCAAAAGGAAGGCGAGUUAGAACCUCCAGUAGGUGAUUAUCUAGGUGAACUCACUAACGAACUGGAAGAGGAUGACUGGAUCACAGAAUUCGUUUGUAAUGGACCAAAGAACUAUGCUUACAAAACACACAAAGGGAAAGAAGUUUGCAAAGUCAAAGGAUUUUCUUUGAAUUACCAGAAUUCCCAAGUUCUUACUUUAGAAAGUAUGAAAGACGUCAUGUUUAACAGAGAUGAUGAGAAUUCCGCUGUGUACCAUACGACUAACCCAAGCAAGAUAUGUAGAGACAAAAUUCACAGUGAACUUUAUUCUCAGGAAGAAAUAAAGCGUUAUUCGGCUGUUUAUACUAAAAGAGUUAUACAACCUAAUCUUGUUACAUUACCUUACGGUUAUUAA